UACUAUAUUUUACUUACUCAGCAAUCUAGUUUCGAGAACAACCCUUUUUUUUCCCCCGUGAAUUUCAACAUGCGGUCAUUCAUCCUCGUGGUGUUAACCGCAGUAAUCCUCUCUGACCUUUCAAUCAAGGAAACGAAAGCUGACGUGAGACUCUACAGGAGAUAUCGAUUGAAUAAGGACAAACGAGGUGCAGCAUCCGAUUAUUCCACGAGUAGUUACGCUCAAGCUACACCAACUCAAUCACAAUCAACUUCCUCAUCGUCGUCGCAAGCCAAUUAUGCUCUGAGUCCAGGAAUUCAAAGUUUUGCUGGUUUAGGUGGUUUUGGUAGCUCCUUAGGUCAUGGACUUCAAUUUACUGAUUCCUCACCAGCUGCAGCGAGUCAUGGUGCAAAUCUUGGCUACGGCCUGAAUCUUGGUCACGGUUACAAUCUGGGAACACUAUCAUUAGGUGAUCAGGGGAAUUUAAUUAUGCCAACGCAAACAAAAACGGGACCAGUUACUUUUAAUGGUCAAUUAGCAGGCACAGCUGGAGCCUCAAAUAGUUAUCCUUCAUCAGCACUUUACGGUGGAAUACAAGGAAUGGCGACAAUUGGUGGUCAAUCCGGAAGUUAUAACAUACCACUAAUACUGGCAGCAUCACCUGCUUCAAACUACGCCUUUCCGGCAUCAUCAGCAAUGUCUGGAGCACAUGGAUUGUCUCUAGCUAAUCUGGGCUCUGGUGGAUCACAGAGUUACAGUCAUUCAGUUUCUGGUUCACAACAACCAGUUACUGGCGGUAUUCUUAUUGCCACAUCGCCUAUGUCUUCUUCCAAAUACAGCCUUCCAUCGUCAACAUCAUCUCAGGGUGCUAUUAUUUAUGCUCCUAUUUCUUCGGCUUAUGGAUCAUCCAACGAAAUAGAUGGUGGUUCAAGUAGUACAAAUUAUGUUCAACCAAUUCCAUCAUACGGUGGUUCUAAUACCGGAACCAGUUCUCUUACAAAAUAUGUACCAGCUUCCUCUGAGGGAAGUGCGUACGCAGCUAGCGAAUCUUCCAAUAGUAUUUCAAACAGUAAUUACAGAAUUCCAAAUUCUGCUUACAGUUCUCCUAGCUCCAGUUAUAGUUCCCCUAGCUCUAGUUAUAGUUCUUCUAGCCCUAAUUAUGCUUCUUCUAGUUCAAGUUAUAGUUCCCCUAAUGCUUACAGUCCAAUAAGUUCCAGUUACAGUUCUCCAAGUUCCAAUUAUGUUUCUCCAGUGGCAAGUUACAGUUCUUCAAGUAGUCAAAAUCAAGCAAGUCCAAGUUAUGCAACUGGCAAUUAUCAUUCUCCCAAUUAUUCCGGAAGUACCAAAGGAGGAACUGGUAUCAGCUAUGCUAAUUCUGGUGCUAGUUAUGCUAGUCCAAGUGUCAGCUAUUCUAGCCCUAGUUCUAGCUAUUCUCAUCCCAGUUCCAGUCAAUCAGUAAGUGGACAUAAUUUUGCGGGAACCAAUUAUGGUUCACCAAGUGUCAGCUACUCUGGUGGUAAUUUGAAUCACUUGACACAAAGUGCUAGCUACUCGAAUCCAUCUGUUUCAUAUGUUAGUGCUGAUUCUGGUCAUUCUGGAUCAAGUGGUUAUACUACAAGUUAUUCUAAUCCUACAUCAUCUCACAGCUCGCAAGGAGAUUUAUCCGGAGCUUAUGCUGGCUUAACCACCAAAUAUCUUAGAUAUCCAACGACUAAAGUUGCUGAAAAGAAACAAUCCGACUUGUCGGAAUACGAUACAAUUUCAUAUUCAGGUCCCACUGGAUUGUCAUAGUUUUAUAAAUAUAUUAUCAAAAAAAAAAAAUUCCAGUUAUUUUGGAAACUGGAACACUGACGCAACUCCAGUUGAUGCAAUAUCAAAAACGUUAUUAUAAUUAAAAAUUUUUCACUUUCAAUUGAUUCUGAUUGACAAAAUUAAGGAUAAAAAUUUUUAAUUUACAUUCUUUUGAAUACUGUCGAUAAAAAAUUAUAGAAAUUAUAAUUAUCAAGCUUCAAAGUUUGAAUAAUUUCUUAAAAAUGUUUAGAAUGGAAAAUUGGAAAAAUCUUUAAAACGAUUAUGAUCAGAAUUUUCAAAUAGGUUUUUCUUUACUAAAAAUAUUUAAACAUUAAAAUAUUUGUAUUUAUGCAAUAUUUUAGACUCAAAUGUUUGUACUUCAAAUACACCAAUUUUCUUUUAUCUAAACUAUAUUUCUUAAUUGACGUGUUCUAGGAUAUCAAUUUUUUAUAAUUUUCUUAUUUCAAAGAAAAGUUUCAACUAUUCUCAUUGAUUAAGAAUAUUUCUCGUAUUCAACUGGAACGUAGACAAUCGAGGCUCCGAAAUUUUUUUUUUAAUUAAAAAUAAUUAUUGUAUAAGAAUAGUUUGUAUUUAUUUAUGACUUUUUGACUAUUGUUGAAUUUGUUAUAAGUUUUACAGCACUAAACUGUGAUGUGUGUUUUUUUAGUGUUAAAAUCUUUUUUUUUUUUUAAUAAAAACUUGUUUCUUAUA
Messenger RNA from Leptopilina boulardi, 2481 nucleotides. RefSeq names its product DNA-directed RNA polymerase II subunit RPB1-like. Bases 70 to 1770 code for a protein of 566 amino acids. The transcript is spliced from 2 exons. The record is from RefSeq and is a predicted model, not a curated record. Lineage: Eukaryota; Metazoa; Arthropoda; Insecta; Hymenoptera; Figitidae.